Molecule: messenger RNA, 1978 nt
Organism: Dioscorea cayenensis subsp. rotundata (Guinea yam)
Lineage: Eukaryota; Viridiplantae; Streptophyta; Magnoliopsida; Dioscoreales; Dioscoreaceae
Product: probable protein S-acyltransferase 7
Exons: 5
Coding region: 251-1579 (442 amino acids)
Biological process (GO): protein targeting to membrane; peptidyl-L-cysteine S-palmitoylation
Cellular component (GO): endoplasmic reticulum; Golgi apparatus
Molecular function (GO): protein-cysteine S-palmitoyltransferase activity
Source: RefSeq, a predicted model, not a curated record
UUCAAAGUCCAGAAGACACAUGUCAUAGGGCAUCAUACUUUGCCCUUCCAACCUCUGUCGGAGAGCGAAAAGUGAAUACCGGGAGUCCGAUCCGGAAUCACCUGGCGGCCAGUGGAGAUCGCCGGAACCCGGAGCUGUAGGUUGUCGGAGAUGCACUUGGGUUCGUUCUAGGUAGCUCAAAGACUCAUCUUUUACCCGAUAUUUGAAGAUCAAAGCAUUAGGAUCUGGGAUUUAGCGGCAGCGGGGAGAAAUGCAGGUGGCGCCGCCUCCAGGGGGCGCCGGGGGAGCGGCGGGGCCGAGGGUUUACCAGGUUUGGAAGGGUAGUAACAUAUUUUUCCUGCGAGGGAGGUUUAUCUUUGGACCUGAUGUGAGAUCACUAUUUCUCACGAUCUUCCUUAUUGUUGCCCCUGCAUCAGUCUUUUGCGCGCUGGUUGCCAGAAAGCUGAUGGAUCAAUUUUCCGACUGGGGAGUAUCUAUAAUGGUGAUUGCUGUUGCAUUCACAAUAUAUGAUCUAUUUCUUCUUUUACUUACUUCCGGGAGAGAUCCAGGUAUAGUACCACGCAGCGCACAUCCUCCCGAACCUGAAAGCUCUGAUGGAAAUCUGGAACUUGGGAGUAACCAAACUCCACAGUUGCGGUUACCUCGUAUCAAGGAUGUUACAGUCAAUGGGAUCACUGUGAAGGUCAAAUAUUGUGAUACCUGCAUGCUCUAUCGGCCUCCUCGCUGUUCGCAUUGUUCAAUUUGCAACAACUGUGUUGAGCGGUUCGACCACCACUGCCCUUGGGUUGGACAGUGUAUUGGUCUGCGCAACUAUAGAUUCUUUUAUAUGUUUGUUUUCUCAACAACCCUACUCUGCAUCUAUGUCUUUGGAUUUUCUUGGGUGUGCAUCUUGAAAACUAAGCAUGACGAGCAGACGAACUUAUGGCGUGCUAUUGGAAAGACUCCGGCCUCCAUUGCUUCCGUUGUUUUAAUUUUCUACACUUUCAUAUCAGUGUGGUUUGUUGGUGGCCUUUCUGUCUUCCACCUAUACCUGAUGAGCACUAACCAGACAACAUACGAGAACUUCAGAUACCGUUAUGAUCGACGAGCUAACCCAUAUAAUCGAGGAGUAGUGGCGAACUUCAUAGAAGUCUUCUUCACUAGAAUUCCGCCAUCCAAAAACAACUUCAGGGCACGGGUGCCAAGAGAACAAGGUCUGCAAGGGAGACCAGUGUCUGGAGGUUUCAUGAGUCCAAACAUGGGAAGAACAAUGGGAGAUAUUGAGGUGGGCAGGAAAGCUGUGGCAUGGGGUAGCGAAGAAGCUGCUCGGGCUGGUCUUGAUGAUAUAGAAUCUGGAUUAAGUAAUGACAUAGUGGAUGAGAAGGAUGGCAUGUUUGGUGCUGCUUCACCAGAUUUAGCUAGGGUCCUCCCACCUGAGGGCCUGGAAGCACGAGCACCGGUUCAUUCAAGACGAUCUAGCUGGGGGCGAAGGAGUGGGAAUUGGGAGAUGUCCCCUGAAGUUCUCGCAUUGGCGGCUGGUGUUGCAGAAUCAAAUCGUACAGGGGCUAGUGGUAGUGGCACAGAAGCUGGGAACAGAUAGUGUUUUCAUUUAGGGAGAUGCGCAGCGGCAGGAAAGCAGGAAAGCUGAAGGAGUUCAGUUCUUAUGCUCCUUCCCUCGUGCAACUUGGGACAGAUUCAGAAAUUGUAAUUCUGUAAUAGUGUGGCUUUAAGUUGUUUACCAUCCUUUUUCAUUCUGAUCCAGUCAUUUCAUUUCUGUAAAAGUGUGCAUUGAUGGUUUUACACUCACCCGUUUCCCCCCUUUGUUUUCUUACUGUGUUCUAUUGCCUCUGCUUUUCAAUCCUUAAGUUUCUCAAGCAGUGGUAUGUUGGUUUGAUGGUAAGAUGAACAAGAGUUUACUUUGAUUAUCUGGUCACUAAGAUUGUACAUAACGACUGACUGAUGGUUUUAAGCUAAGGUGUUGACUGAAUCUAUUGAUUGA